Molecule: messenger RNA, 2076 nt
Organism: Diabrotica virgifera virgifera (western corn rootworm)
Lineage: Eukaryota; Metazoa; Arthropoda; Insecta; Coleoptera; Chrysomelidae
Product: facilitated trehalose transporter Tret1-like
Exons: 2
Coding region: 392-1828 (478 amino acids)
Biological process (GO): transmembrane transport
Cellular component (GO): membrane
Molecular function (GO): transmembrane transporter activity
Source: RefSeq, a predicted model, not a curated record
GCAGUUACCAUUCACAUUUACAUAUUCUUCUCUCGGCCGCAGUAGAGCAGAUUUUGAUUAUCCAAUAAAUUUACGAUGGAGGAUAUAUCGUCAGUGCAUCGGCCGAUGUAACAUACGUCAUACGUCAUUGGAUGUAACAGUGAAUUUCUCAAAUGACAAACAAUUUAUUAGGCCUAUCUAUCGAUUUCUAAGAACGCUGGUCUCGACUUGAAUUUGUUUAUCCCAAAUUCAUCAAAACUAAUUAAGAGGUCGUGUAGAAAUUUUUGACGACGAGUGGCUUUAAAUCACGCCGUCCGAAUAAAUAGAUAAAUAGAGGCAAAUCUUCUGAUUCGUAUUUGUUGCUAUCUGUGAGUUGUACAAGUAACAGUUUUUUUAUACCUACAAGAAUAAGAUGGGUGUGUUGUGGACUUUUAAUGCGUUCAGAUUGAAUAAGGGCAAUGAAGACAAUGAGAAGGAAUGGCCUCAAGCUUUGGCAAUUGUUAUUGGAUGCCUAGCUGCUCUCACCACUGGCAUGCUGACCUCUUGGUCGUCACCAUUUCUACUAAAAAUCACAAAAGACAAAGAAAACUAUGACAUCUCCGAACACGAUGCGUCAUUCUUCACCAUCGUCCAUCCAGCCGCCAUGAUUGUCACCUGCGUUAUAUUCUCCAUCCUUUGCGACACCAUCGGCAGAAAGAAGACCUUGCUGCUGAUCACCAUACCCCACUUGCUUUCAUGGGUCCUGGCUGCGCUUGCUCAGAACGUUUAUGUCUUCUACGCAUCCAGAAUCUGUGCUGGAAUUGGAGAUGGAUGCAUGUAUGCGGCGUUGCCGAUGUACAUCGGAGAAGUAGCUAGCCCUAAAGUUAGAGGAACGUGGGGAAACUGUAUGGUCUCUGCUAUGUAUUUGGGAGAGUUCCUAAUCCACGUCAUUGGAUGUUUUUUAGGUGUCAAAGAGACUUCCUAUGCUUGCAUUCCUCUGGUUGGCUUGUUCUUCGUACUCUUCUGCUUCAUGCCUGAGUCGCCUUACUAUUGCGUCAUUAAAGGAAAAGAAGACGAAGCAAAGCAGGCUUUAAAGUUUUUGAAACGAAAACAUGACAUUGAGGAAGAUUAUGAGAUGCUUAAGAACGAUGUUAAACGUCAGAUGUCUGAGUCAGGUACUUGGAAAGACUUCUUUAUGAUCAAAAGUAACAGAAAAGCAUUAAUGUCAGCAAUAUUUUUAAGAUCUUCUCAACAACUCGGUGGUACUACUGUGUUUAUCAUGAACACUCAGUUUAUUUUCGAGAAAGCCAAAGGUGGUGUCAGUCCUGAAGUUUCUUCGAUGAUUUAUUUAGGGUUAUGUCUAAUUUUGAAUAUAGUCGUCAUUAUUUUUGUCGUAGAACGAUUAGGAAGAAGACUUUGCUAUAUCCUCUCGCUUUCUUUAUCUGCCAUUCCUCUUCUGGUAUUAUCUGUAUACUUUUUUAUUGACCAACACGUUCAUGACGUAGAUAUAAGCUUCUUAAACUGGAUACCCAUUGUAGCGAUGAUUAGCUACUUGAUUUUUAAUUCCUUUGGUAUGGCAGUGAUACCGACCCUUAUGUUAGGGGAAUUGUUUUCGACCAGUGUUAAGUCAAAGGCUAUGACGGUGUUGAUGAUUGAUUUUGGACUGAUGAUAUUCGUGACCAAUAACAUUUUGUACGCUUUGCAGUCAGUUAUUGGUUUAUGUGGUCCUUUUCUCUUCUUCGCUAUUUGCAACAUCAUAUCAACUUUCUUAUCAUUCUUCCUGGUGCCAGAAACUCGAGGAAAGACUUUAGAACAAAUUCAGCAAACGUUGAAAAAAGAAGUUGCUGACAAACAUGAGAUAAAGCGAUAGAGUUUUUUUAUAUAAUAGACAAGCUAAUACAAGCAAUAAAACUAUAAUCAAAAAUGCGCAUGACAGUGAAUUAGAUUAUGUUAAGGAAAAGAAUAUGAGAUCACCAAAUCUUUAAAAACGGUUUGGGAUUAUGAAGCGAAGAAGAUUUUUUAUUGAGGCGAAUAAAAAUUUAUUGUUAUAUUAACAAUAAAUUGCUUUGUUCUAAAGUAUUUAUAAGUAUUUUUUAUAAAUAAAGGACUAUAUUUAUU